AUGACGACUUCGCUGGUUCUGCAUCCAUGCUGGGCGGACACGUUGAUGUACGUAUAUGAAAAAAGCCCGAAUGAAAAUAAUCAGAAUAAAAACCAAUCCAUGGAGGGACUAAGCGGAAAUUGUCCUGCUACUCACUGCAGGGAACUGAUCUCGCACUCGGCGUUGGGACGACACUCCGGCAGCCUAAGCCACCAGGGUUCUGUGUACUCGGACAUACCCUCCCAGGAUACAGGGCGACAUUGCCCCGCUACUCAGACUUCCUCCAGCGCCACCCUGGGUUAUGGCUACCCGUUCGGAAGCCCUUAUUACGGUUGUCGGUUGUCACACUCGCACAACGUUAACUUGCAGCAGAAGCCGUGCUCUUACCACCCUGCCGAGAAGUAUACAGAACCCAGCGCGGCGCUGCCCACGGAAGAGCUGUCAAGCAGGGCAAAGGAGUUCGCCUUUUACCCGAGUUUUGCCAGCUCGUACCAGACUGUCCCGGGUUACUUGGACGUGUCUGUGGUUCCCGGUAUCAGUGCGCACCCGGAACCGAGACAUGAGACUUUGAUUCCCAUGGAUGGCUAUCAGCACUGGGCUCUAUCUAAUGGCUGGGACGGACAGGUGUACUGUUCUAAAGAGCAAACACAGUCAACACAUCUCUGGAAAUCUCCAUUCCCAGGUAUGAAAACAUUUUCACUUUUAUUGAAAUGGACGGUUCAUGUAAUGUUUUAUAAUACCAAGUGGUUUUUACGUUUCACACUUGUCAGUGUUACCGGCACUACACUAAGACGAACAGGACCAAAAGUGUGUAUGUGUGUGUGCAGUGUUUCCCCUAUAUUCAUUUAGCAGUGGUGGCCUACCGCUGACAAAUUGUUGACACCGCUGCAAAAAAUGUCAUAAAAAUAAAUAAAUAUAUAUCUCUAAGAAAGGAUCGAAAUAUCCUGACAUACAUUUGCUUGUAUUUAUUUAUUCAUUUAUUUAUUUAUUAAAAACCCGUUUCCUUUGUAUAGCCUUGUCAUAUAAAACAGCUUAUGACUAUAACGCACUUGAAGUGCAUGAUACCACAGGGUAGUGGGUUUGUUUAUGUUCAUCUUUGCGUUCAAUUCCGGAGAAGAGACCAUUUUUCAAUAGCCGGAUAUGGGACUAGAAACAAUGCAAAAACAAUACCUUUGAUUUUAUAGUAGCCUACAAUGAGGUUUAUGGAUUGGAGCAGGGCACCGUUGCCCUCCCGGAUAAAAUAACAGAUAUUUGCUCAGUGCAGUAAAUCUAGUCACAACAGGGAGUGGUGCCUUGAAGCUCGCCAUUUUCACGCCUUGUGUUUAUUCUCAAUUUGCAAUUGCGAGCAUAUUUAUUUUCAGUUUUUCAAAUUCACUGUCAAAUCAAUGGUAAUCAAGGGUGACUCAAUUUAGGAUCGUUGAAGUGUGUGUGUGUGUGUGUGUGUGAGAGAGAGAGAGAUCCAAAUAAAUUAUCCAAAGGCUAUGGAUGCGUUGAGUCAAUUCAGGAAUAGAAAAAUGCAUUUUCAGUUUUGUUUACAUUUUAUAAGUAGCCUUAGAAACCUUUCAUGUAUAAAUUGUGUAGUUCAACCGAAUUGAUCCGUUAGUUAUGUGGUGACACUGCGUUAUAUAAACAGCAGAGAGACAAUGAGGCCGAUUGCCCCUAUUGAAUAGCACAUUCAAUUUCGGAAUACCACCUUGUUGACGAAUAGCUCAUGGAUUCCUAGAUUGAUUGGCUUAUCAUUCACAAUCUAGUAAACCGUUGACACACAUGACAUUUGGAGCUUGUAUGACUACUUGCCGUAGGCCAAUACAGUCAAUAGCCUAUUGUAAUAUAGUGUAGUAUUGGGGCUAUAUGCCCAUAACACAGAAUAUACCUACUGUGUUUGAACAGUAAAACAUUUUGAAAUAGACUGUACAGUUUUAUUUUUUAUUGUCCUUGGUUCGACUGUCCUAUUAACCAUUCCUAAUGUUGUUCAUGACCUCAUUAAAAUAGUCCUUUAUCUAAUCUCUGCUGUAGAUGCGCUCUUAAAUAAAACACGCUGAAAUAAAACUCAGUAGAAAUAAUAAAUAGGCUAUGAUAGGACUGUUAACAAACCAACCUACGGAGCUUGUGUGCACAUGCACAACGCAUCCGCAUGAUCAAAUUAAUGGGAUGUGAUGUCUUCUUAUAUAGCUCUAUCACAUCAAUUGAAGCUGCAUUCAAGUUUAAAAUCAUGGACUAUUAAUAUAGAUAGGAUUAGCUGCCCAGCCUAUUCCCAACCUAUUACAAGUUACAUUAUAAACUGGGUGGUUCGAGCCCUGAAUGCUGAUUGGCUGACCGCCAUGGUACUGUAUAUCAGACCGUAUACCACGGGUAUGAGAAAACAUUGAUUUGUACAGCUGUAAUUACGUUGGUAACCAGUUUAUAAUAGCAAUAAGGCACCUCGGGUGUUUGUGGUAUAUUGCCAACAUACCAAAGCUAAGGGCUGUAUGCAGGCACUCCGCAUUCUGUCGUGCUUAAGAACAGCCCUUAGCCUUGGUAUAUUCGCCAUAAACCACACCCCCACACCCCGAGGGGCCUUCUUGCUUAAUCAUAGCUCCAAUUCUUAUUAUUAAGGCUUAAUAUUCGCAGUGUUUUCCUGUCAGUAUGCCAAUUUCAUUUUUAUGCAUAGGUUACAUAUCUAUGUUUGGACUAAAUGGUCAUCAUGGUAUGCAUAGCCAGCAAGUCAGUAUUCAAUGUACAUCCAUGUCUGAGGACUUCGGGAGAUGUGCUUGGCAAGGCCUAAGUCAUUUCGACAUUUUAGAUGAUUCACUAUAUAUACAAAAGUAUGUGGACACCCCUUCAAAUUUCUGGAUUCGGCUAUUUCAGCCACACCCGUUGCUGACAGGUGUAUAAAAUCGACCACACAGCCAUGCAAUAUCCAGAGACAACAAUUGGCAGUAGAAUGGCCUUACUGAAGAGCUCAGUGACUUUCAACCUGGCACCGUCAUAGGAUGCCAUCUUUCCAACAAUUCAAUUUGUCAAAUUUCUGCACUGCUAGAGCUACCCCGGUCAACUGUAAGUUCUGUUAUUGUGAAGCGGAAACAUCUAGGAGCAACAAUGGCUCAGCUGCGAAGUGGUAGGUCACACAAGCUCACAGAACAGGACCGCUGAGUGCUGAAGCGCGUAAAAAUCGUCUGUCCUCAGUUGCAACACUCACGACCGACUUCCAAACUGCCCCUGGAAGCAACGUCAGGACAAGAACUGUUCAUCGGGAGCGUCAUGAAAUUGGUUUCCAUGGCCGAGCAGCCACACACAAGCCUAAGAUCACCAUGAGCAAUGCCAAGCAUCGGCUGGAAUGGUGUAAAGCUCGCCGCCAUUGGACUCUGGAGCAGUGGAAACGCGUUCUCUGCAGUGAUGAACCGCGCUUCACCAUCUGGAAGUCCGACGGACAAAUCUAGGUUUGGCGGAUGCCAGGAGAACGCUACCUGCCCCAAUGCAUAGUGCCAUCUGUAAAGUUUGGUGGAGGAGGAAUAAUGGCCUGUGGCUGUUUAUCAUGGUCCGGGCUAGGCCCCUUAGUUCCAGUGAAGGGAAGUCUUAACGCUACAGCAUACAAUGACAUUCUAGACGAUUCUGUGCUUCCAACUUUGUGGCAAGAGUUUGGGGAAGGCCCUUUCCUGUUUUAGCAUGACAAUGCCCCCAUGCACAAAGCGAGAUCCAUACAGAAAUGGUUUGUCAAGAUUGGUGUGGAAGAACUUGACUGGCCUGCACAGAGCCCUGACCUCAACCCUAUCGAACACCUUUGAGAUGAAUCGGAAUGCCAACUGCGAGCCAGGUCCACACACCUUUGGUCAUGAAGUGUAUAUUUUGACAUAACUAUACCAUAAUGACUGACAUCUAACCGUAGCCUACCUCAAACAUUUAGACCCAUCUUAAUAAAGUAGCCUAUAGCCCAGCCCUGCUCAAUCUACGUGGGACCAUGAACUUCACAAAAUGCAAUGAUUUAAAUGCAAUGCAUCAGAAUCCAGUGCUGGGUGCUUUCACAGUAUUCUGCCUGUAAUAAAAUCAAAUAAAAAAACGAUAUUUCCUAUUGUUUCUCCUCAUUUUCAAAUGUUGUAGGCUAACAGUUGUUGUUUUCUUUGCCUUCCUUUCAGUGUGUUAUGCCCUUCUUUUCUCAGAUGUCGUCCCUAUGCAACCAGAGGUCAGCAGCUACAGACGAGGCCGCAAAAAGCGGGUUCCUUACACCAAGAUCCAGCUGAAGGAGCUAGAGAAAGAGUAUGCAGCCAGCAAGUUCAUCACCAAAGACAAGAGACGUCGAAUAUCUGCCACUUCUAAUCUCUCCGAACGCCAGGUCACCAUCUGGUUCCAGAACCGGCGGGUGAAGGAGAAGAAAUUUGUCUGUAAAUCUAAAUCAAGCUCUCAUAUGCAUGCCACUUGAUUCAGUCCAAUCUCACUGGCAUGACAACUCAAAUACUUUUUUUUAUCACAGAAACGCUCAAUAUUUAUAUUGACAGAAUUCUCACCUAUGAUGCAUUGCAAAACACAAACUUAAUCUCACCUCCCUAUUUGGAAAUAAACUGGGGGGAAAUACAGAAGAUUUAAUGAAAACUGGUUGGAGCGAACGAUCACAUCCUUUCAGGAGCAUCAAAAGCAAUACCAGCAUUGUUAGUAUAGCCUCAGACCUAUAAAUUACGGACGUUUGUGGCUGAUAAAGUAAACUGAGGUCUUUGGAGAUUUCAUACAGUGAUCUUGUUCAGACAUUUUCAGGUAUUGGACGCAUCAAGAAUGAUCUCACUUUUCAAUGAUAUUGUAUAUGGCCGUUUUAGUUUGAUCCCAAGGUAAUGAGCAAGGUUGCUAUUGUCUAUUGUACAGUGCCAUGCAUAUUUAAGGUUGUCUCCUGUGACAGGGGUUGUAAAUUGCUACAGACUAUUUUAUGGUUCUCAUAUUUUGAUCAUUUUUGUCAGUGAAGGAUAUGUCUCUGUAAUGCAACUGGAAUGAUUGUAAUCAGUAUAAGAAUAUUAAAAAGUAUUGCAUAUUAAUGCAGAAUCUUUUACCAUUUUGUUUGUAUAGUGAGUUAAGUCUUAUUGCAUUUGGGCUGUGCAUUCCCAUUGUAAGCCGUUUUAUUCCUUUUAUUUGGUGCAGUAUUUGAACUGUGGUGUGGCGCUUGAUCGAAAUUUACUCAAUGGAAACAUGUUUCAUAAAUAAAUAAAUAUAACGAUC
Molecule: messenger RNA, 5157 nt
Organism: Coregonus sp. 'balchen'
Lineage: Eukaryota; Metazoa; Chordata; Actinopteri; Salmoniformes; Salmonidae
Source: the annotation of a GenBank genome assembly